AUGUGGGAAGCUAAUACUGUCCUAACAGUUUAUUUACAGGAGCACUAAUUUCCAGGAGAAAAAGAAAUAUUUUUAUUUUUUUCAUAUUCUCUUUUUGCAAUGCCAGGAAUAGCAUUAAUUGCAUUUUUAUUUUUCGAUAAUAAAUUAGGUGCUUUACUUUAUGGUUGCUUGAUUUAAGCAAUUUUUGCAGAAAAUUCAGUUCUUAAAAAUCUAUACCAUUAAGCACGCCCAUAUUUUAUUGAAGACUCUAUUUAACCAUAUGAAUGUAAUAAAGAAUAUGGGAAACCUUCAGGUCAUGCAAUGUCAUCAUCAGCUAUGUGUUUUCUAAUACCUUGUAUAAUAUUUCCUGUUUUUUUAAAGGAUCAAUAAAAGUAAUUCAAAUUUAUGAAAUAGUUACAAGUACCCUUUGCAUUUAAGAAUAAUUGUAAUGUUUAUAGUCACAGUUUGGACAUUUAUGACAGGAUUCUCUAGAGUUUUUAUGGGUGUUCAUUCUUUUGGAUAAAUCUUACUAGGUUGGGUUUAUACAGCCUAUACGAUUAUAAUAUAUAUGCAUUAUUUUCAUACUCCAAUAUCUAAUUACAUUAAGUAAUGCUUAUAACCAGGAUCCUAAGGAGUAUCAAGUAAAGUGAUUAAAGGAGCGGGAUUAUUUGCAUUUGGAUGGACUUGUUUAUCAAUUUUAAUCUUUGAAUUCAAUAACAAAAUAUUUCUAGAUGAAGAUGAAGUGGAAAUUUGGUUAGAUGCUUUGUAUUAAAAAUGUCCAAAUUAAAAAACUCAUUAUAAUAUCAAUAGUCCAUAAGUUUUACAUAACGUUUGUUUUAGUUUAAGCUUAUAUAUUUGGUUUCCUUUCAGUUUCAUUUUAGGUGUUAAAUUAACUAGAGGAAUUUAUAAUGAAAAUCAAUUUAGUAUUCAUUACAAGAUGCUUACUUUCUGGUAAAAACUAAUUAGAGUAUUGAUACUACUUUUAUUGCUUUCAACUUUGAUUCCAAUAAUUUUAAUCAAAUAUUAAAAUACUUAUGCAGAAGCAUUUGGAAAGGUAUCAAUAUUUUGAUUAAUAAGAUUCUUACAAUAUCUAUUUUAGGUGGAUUGAUAAUCACCUAUGUCUAUUCUUAAAUUUUAAAUUACUUCAAACUUACAAUUGAAGGAGAUUUUAUAUAAAUAUCACCCUAAUUAAUUUCAACACCUGAAGGAUAUAAGGCCAGUGAAUUAGGAUAGAUAAACUUUUGA
Molecule: messenger RNA, 1224 nt
Organism: Paramecium primaurelia
Lineage: Eukaryota; Ciliophora; Oligohymenophorea; Peniculida; Parameciidae
Source: the annotation of a GenBank genome assembly